Messenger RNA from Carya illinoinensis, 1958 nucleotides. RefSeq names its product ribokinase-like. The coding region runs from base 322 to 1695 and encodes 457 amino acids. The record is from RefSeq and is a predicted model, not a curated record. NCBI's taxonomy places the organism in Eukaryota, Viridiplantae, Streptophyta, Magnoliopsida, Fagales, Juglandaceae. Gene Ontology annotation, molecular function: kinase activity. The transcript has 14 exons.
AAAGGACUUCUGGAGAGUCCAGCCUUCCAAUUUUUACACGAGGAGUAACCCAAAGGAAGCUCAAGUAAAAAUUGUCUCGUGUUUUGUCGUAGUUGAUGCAGUUUCUCUGGUCAUUGCCGUACUGGUGAUUGUAAAACGGGAACGGCCACAGCGUCGCGUAAAAGUUGUUCAACAUAAGUGAUGGGACGGGGAAAAGGAGACUCCUUGUCCCAAACAGAGGAGUAAAAUAAGCUUUUAAUUUUGGCGUCGCAUGCAUCGUCGUCCACAGCCAGACACUGGAGAAAAAUAAAAUAAGCAAAAAGGAAGGGAGGGAAGUAAGAAAUGCCGAGCUCUAAUUGGUUUCCUUGUAAUGCAUCUCCUAGUCCUUGCUCUUCUAUCUCUCGCCAUUACUUUAUCCCCAUACCCGCCUUGCCGACCCCGGCUACCUCAACCAACUCCGCCAGAAAUCUCAGGGUCAAAAUGGCAUCCGAUUCUCUUACUCCGCCUGAAAACCGCAUCGUUGUGGGAUGUGGAAGUGCGGUCGUUGAUUACUUAGCGGCGGUGGCGGCGUAUCCUAAGCCCGACGAAAAGAUCAGAACCACGAGCUUGAUGGUUCAAGGAGGUGGAAACGCGGGAAAUGCAUUAACCUGUGUGGCUCGUUUGGGCUUAAAUCCAAGGCUUAUUUCCAAGGUUGCAGAUGACACUCAAGGUAGGGAUAUUUUGGACGAGCUCAAAGCUGAUGGUGUGGAUACUUCCUUUUUCGUGGUUUCCAAGGAGGGUAAUUCACCAUUUACCUAUAUCAUUGUUGACAACCAAAUGAAAACUCGUACUUGUAUCAACACCCCAGGAUAUCCUCCAAUGAAACCAGAUGACCUUUCCCGAGCAAGUUUAUUAUCUGCAUUAGAUGGUGGGAGAAUUUUCUAUUCUGAUGGAAGAUUACAUGAAACUGCUUUAAUUCUUGCACAAGAGGCAGUUCGCAGGAGGAUACCCAUCUUAAUUGAAGCAGAAAGGGUAAGAGAAGGGUUGGAUGAUCUCCUGAAAUUAGCUGAUUAUGCCAUAUGCUCAGCAAAAUUUCCACAGGCAUGGACAGAGGCACCAUCCGUUCCAAGUGCACUUGUUUCAAUUCUUUUGAGAUUGCCAAAUAUCAAGUUUGUGAUUGUGACCUUGGGUGAAGAAGGAUGCAUAAUGCUUGAGAGAAGCGUCGGGGAGGGUCCGCAGACAGAAGAAAUUGGUGUAGAAAUCUUAUUAGAAUCAUUAAAGCGGCAACAGGAUGAAAGUGUAGCCAUCCCAACAUACAUAUCAUCGGUAGUAUACUUCCCAAUGAACCUAAAAACUCUCUUUCUAUGGAGGAUUGGUUACUUUCCACCUUGUAAUGGUUCUUCUGUAAUCUAUUGUGGGAGAAAGCCAGUGACAAGAUUGAGAGGGAAUGGCAUAGGGACAGUAUGUGGGCGGUUAUUGCUUGGAACGGCUGAGAAGAUACCACCAUCAGAACUUAUCGAUACAACUGGUGCUGGGGAUGCAUUUAUUGGAGCUGUAGUUUAUGCUUUAUGUACCGACAUGCAGCCAGAAACAAUGUUGCCAUUUGCAGCUCAAGUGGCAGCAGGAAACUGUAGAGCUUUGGGGGCUCGAACUGGUCUUCCACUACGCUCGGAUCCACGCCUGGCAUCGUUUUUACAUCAGCAUUCCAAAGUGAGGGUCACAUCUUCAGCGACGUAAUGAGAAGCAUGGGAUUCAGCAUGCAAGAUGGGCUUUUUAUGUUUUAUGUUUCUUCAUACACUUGUUUUCGGUUGUCUUUUUUAAAAAUAAAAAAUAAAAAAUAAAAAACAAACAUUUUGUUUAUAUUUAUUUCAGAUUUUCUUGUAUCUAUGAUCAUUUCACUAUUUUAGUAAAAGGUUGCCACACAUGCUUCCUUCAACAGCGAUGUCAUUGUUUAAAAGAUGUGAUCUAUUCCAUUGGAGCAACGAAGCAAUAUUAGAUCC